AUGGAGGGCUAUGAUUGGGUCAAGCUACGGAGCGAAGUCCGUGAAAUUCGCGAGAACACUGUGAAUCCCCGCUCACGAACUACAUACUUGAACUCCUACAGUCGAUUCCUUGCGUGGGCUGCGUUCAACAGACAGUCCUACGUGUCAGGUGGGUUCAUCGAUACGAUCGGCCACGUGGAAGACUAUACAGAACAGCAACUUUGCGCUCAUGUGAAGCAGAAGCUUGCCCAAGAUCGCACUAUACCACCGGUGGACUUCGAUAAACUCCAGGCACAAGAUUUUGUCACUUGGUUGGUGACACUAAAACGCAGAGAUGGUGGACCUCUGAGCUACUCAGCCCUCAAUACACAUAGGACAGCAUUGUUCAAUCUAUACCGGGAUUUUGGAUUUACUAUGGCUAAAACGCUGGAGUCGGAGCUGGCGAACCACUUCAAAGGACUAAAAAAAAGCUAG
This is a messenger RNA of Phytophthora nicotianae INRA-310, 453 nucleotides long. RefSeq lists its product as hypothetical. NCBI's taxonomy places the organism in Eukaryota, Oomycota, Peronosporomycetes, Peronosporales, Peronosporaceae. The record is from RefSeq and is a predicted model, not a curated record. The transcript has a single exon. The coding region runs from base 1 to 453 and encodes 150 amino acids.